AGGGCAUCACGGUAGGUAUAAGUAUCUGGUGUCCUCGUCUGCUGGAAUGUCGUCUUUGCCUCCCCUUCUCCUCCACCACCCACGGUCCCGCGCAUACUUUCUUUUCCGUCUUUCCUUCGUCGUUUCCUUGCUCAUUUUCAUUUUGUCUUUGUCUCCCCAAGAGUCAACUGAGGAACAGAAGAGGGAACAUAUAAGCGACAACUCUCUAGCUCCAAUAUGCACGCCCCGACCUUCCUAGUCACUAUGGCCGCGGCCGCGACCACCCUAGUUUCGGCAAUGCCCGUCGCGGACAGCAAAGCCUCCGCUAGCCACACCGGCGUCUCUCCCCGAGCCUUCUGGAACAGGAAGAAGAAGGACGACGCGGCCGCAGCCCCGGCCCCCAGUCAGCCGGCCACCCCAGCAGAGACGUGCCCGACGUUCUCGAGCCGCAAGGGAGCCGUGACGGCAACCGGCGAUGGCCACUGCUGCCUUCCCGGUCCUAAAAAUGCCCUUAACUGCUGUACCAUAAACGGCACCCCAAAAAUAGACGGCACCUCGGAGCUGCGAUGCGAUAUUCCGGCUUGGAAGUCGGCCGAGGCCUGGCAAAUGCUCUUCGACUGCAACAAUCACAUUCUCAACGCGAGGACGUGCUCGGCCGAGCGCGUCCCUCGCCUAUCGGAAAUCCUGAGGGCAACCCAGGCUAAACCCGUCAAGGACCUGAACCCGGCGCCGGCACCAAAGCCCGCUCCGCCCAGCAAGGUCCCGCCCGCCGCCGCACACCAGAUUGCAGACAAGCCUAGCAGCAGGCCUCUCGACAGGAAUAGGCAGAACCCAGGAAAGUCUCGUCUGGGCAAGGAGCCCAACGGCAACCCGGCUCCCGCCGAAUCCACGCCCGCCGAAUCCACGCCCGCCGCAUCCAAAACCACGGCUUGAAGGGGUUGCCAGCCGCGCAGUGCUUUAGAGAUGAUCGAGAUGUGUUUCUUGGGGAUACGUGAAAUGUUCCCGCUCCCUGUUUCUUGUUUUUCUUUUUUCUUUUCCUUUUGUACUUCCCCUUUUCCCUGUUUUACUUAGAUUCUCGGACUAUGCGAUAUAAAGACCUUUUUACGCCAAGUUUUGCUUUCCUUUCAAAGUAAUGUCUUGGUUUGAUUUCGUGGACUGUAGCGCAUGUAUCAGCUGCUCACCAACCGAAGAAUUCACUGCUGGUGGCAGCGCGACCGUUACUCUUCCCGCAUGGUGGCUCUGCCGUGCUUCCAUUUAAAUGUGGCGUCCAUGGUUGGACAGAAUUUGCCGGGUUGCAUUGGACAUAACAUUUAAUUGCAAUCACAUCAUCGUACCUUGGAUUUCGCAAGGCUCGAAUGGAAGCCGCUAUGUAGAGGCGGUUAGAAGUAGAUAGAAGCGGGCUCACUCAACAGCUAGAGCCGUGCGUGUGCGUUCAUCUCAGCUGCGCGCUCCCUUAC
Molecule: messenger RNA, 1436 nt
Organism: Gaeumannomyces tritici R3-111a-1
Lineage: Eukaryota; Fungi; Ascomycota; Sordariomycetes; Magnaporthales; Magnaporthaceae
Exons: 1
Coding region: 217-912 (231 amino acids)
Source: RefSeq, a predicted model, not a curated record